Molecule: messenger RNA, 1194 nt
Organism: Aspergillus ochraceoroseus IBT 24754
Lineage: Eukaryota; Fungi; Ascomycota; Eurotiomycetes; Eurotiales; Aspergillaceae
Product: TDT family transporter
Exons: 5
Coding region: 1-1194 (397 amino acids)
Biological process (GO): sulfite transmembrane transport; transmembrane transport
Cellular component (GO): plasma membrane
Molecular function (GO): sulfite transmembrane transporter activity
Source: RefSeq, a predicted model, not a curated record
AUGAGUUCUGGGACUCAAGAGCGUAACCCCGACCAACGAAAUCUCAGCAAGCAUGAGGUUGGUUGGAGGAGAGUUGUUCGCAACUUCACCCCUUCAUGGUUUUCCGUCACCAUGGGCACAGGCAUUGUCUCUGUGCUUCUGAAUACACUGCCGUACAAUGGGAUAUGGCUGUACUGGAUUUCCGUGGUCAUUUUUGCCUUGAACGUUCUCUUGUUCUUCCUCGCCUUGCUUGUCUCGAUCCUCCGCUAUACUCUAUAUCCGGAGAUCUUCAAGGCGAUGAUUUCACAUCCUGUACAGUCCAUGUUCCUUGGAACAUUUCCCAUGGGGUUCGCCACGAUUGUCAACAUGUUUUGCAAUGUCUGUGUCCCUGCAUGGGGCGAAUGGGCACGAACCCUCGCCUGGGCGAUGUGGAUCGCGGAUGCUGUCGUAUCCGUGGUGAUCGCGCUGUCUCUCCCUUUUUUACUAAUGGCAAGAAAAACCGAGACGCAGCUUUCCUCCAUGACAGCCGUCUGGUUGCUUCCGAUUGUCAGCUGUGUGGUCGCGGCCUCCUCUGGCGCUGUCGUGGCCGAAGUCCUCCCGAAUCCACAGCACGCCUUGUGGACUAUUAUCGUCAGCUAUGUACUCUGGGGGAUUGGAGUCCCUCUGGCAUUCAUGGUCAUGGUGAUUUAUCUCCAACGGUUGACACUCCACAAACUCCCGCCCAAGGCGGUUAUUGUCAGCGUUUUCCUACCACUAGGGCCUCUAGGCCAAGGAGGAUAUGGUGCCAUGAAACUAGGCAAAGCAGCUCAGACUAUCUUCCCCCAAACAAACACACUCGAGGCAUCAUCCGGUCCAACAUUCUACACACUGGGCUUCCUAGUUUCUCUGAUACUCUGGUCGUUUGGUCUAGUCUGGUUGUUUUUUGCGUCUGCAUCUAUCGCGCGGUGCAAGACAUUCCCGUUUAAUAUUGGGUGGUGGGGAUUUACUUUCCCAUUGGGAGUAUACGCCCUGAGUACCUGUCAAAUGGGAGCCGAGUUGCCAUCUGCAUUUUUCCGAGUUUUAGGGACGAUUCUCUCUGUUUGUGUGGUGAUAUUGUGGAUUGUGGUGAGUUUGGGUACUCUGAAGGGAAUGAUUGCAGGUCAUAUCUUCCAUGCACCAUGUUUAGGGGAUUUGAAGAUGAGGGAGGAUGAUAGUGAUGAGACAAAAGCAGUGUAA